AUGUCGGAAAUAUUAUUAAAUAAACGUAAACGAAAUGAUGAAUCAAGUCAUUACGAUGAAGAAAAGGAGAAAUGCUCUUUGUGUAAUAGUAUGUUUAGCAAUAUUGGCAAUAGGAAUAAACAUAUGCAAAAAGCCCACGGUGUGGACAAUAGAAGUAGUGUACGUUUGAGGGUAGUUGGAAACAAAACCUAUUAUGUUUGUCACAGAUCAGGAUCUUCUCGAACAACAGGCACAGGAAAGAGAAUGAAAUGGUCACAAAGUCACAAAACUGGUAAGAUUUGUCCUGCUGGAAUGACAACAACUAAUAUUGAUGGGUACAUAUCAGUAGAAUUUAGAAGAACACAUGUUGGCCAUGCAUUAAAUAUGAAAUUUUUACAUCUGUCAAAAGAAGAAAGAGAUGAACUUGCUGGUAAAAUAAAAUCAGGUGUGACUUUUGAACGGAUAUUGGAUGAUAUUCGAAAAUCAGUAACUUCGACAGAAUGUGUCAACCGUUUCCAUGCUGUGGACAAACGAGAUUUAUACAAUAUUAAAAGGGAUUAUGACUUGGACAGAGACAUUGUACACACAAAUGACGCUUUUAGUACAGAAAUAUGGGUACAAGAACAAAUGUUACUCAAAGAAAAGUCACCAGUAACAUAUUUUAAAAUGCAAGGAUGCGAGAAAGAAGGUCCACUAUUGAAAGAUGAUUUUAUGAUUGUUAUAAUGACACCUUAUCAAAUAGAUGUUUUGUCAAAAUAUGCAACUGAUAGAAUUUGCGUUGACAGCACCCAUAGAACUACCAGCCAUGACUUUCAGCUCACAACAUUACUCGUAGUUGAUGAAUUUGGAGCUGGUUGCCCGGUUGCGUUCUGUAUAAGUAAUAGAAUUGAUUCAGUAGCUAUGUCUAGAUUUUUUUUGUCUGUAAAAGAAAAAGUAGGUUUGAUUUCAACUAAAAUUCUUAUGUCAGACGAUACUACAACAUACAUUAAUGCCUGGUCUAAUAUAAUGUCAAACCCGCAACAUCACUUACUUUGCAACUGGCAUGUAGACAGAAGUUGGAGAAAAAAUCUGAUUAAAAUUAAAUCUCUUACUAAGCAGUCAGAAGUGUAUAAAGCUUGUCGUACAUUGAUGGAAAUUAUGGAUAUUGAUCAGUUUGAGAAUUCCUUAGAAUGCUUUCUUGCAAUGUGUGAAGAUGAUGUCGAAACAAAAGAUUUUGGGAUUUACUUUAAAACGUAUUAUUCCCAACGACCCAAAGCAUGGGCAUUUUGUUAUAGACUUCAUCUAUCUUUAAAUACAAACAUAUACCUGGAAGCAAUGCACAAGAAAUUAAAAUAUUGUUAUACGCACGGUAAACAAAAUAGAAGAGUUGACAAGUGCAUUAGUUUACUCAUGCGUUUUGCUAGGGAUAUGAUGUUUGAAAGGACUAUACGAAUGAUGAAAAACAAACCUACUUUUCGAAUGGAACAAAUAGCACACAGUCAUCUCCAAAGUAUUAAUAUUGAAAGCAGUAAAAUCCAAAAAAUUGACAAUAACACAUGGCUCGUACAGUCGAAAACGCCAGAUAAAAAUCCUUAUACUGUUUCAUUCAAUAAUUCGGAAAAUUGCAUGGGAUGUCCUUUGGCAUGUCCUAGUUGUCAUAUUUGUGUCCAUAAAUUUACAUGCACAUGUGUAGAUUAUAAGAUCAAAGGAAACUUUUGUAAACAUGUGCAUGCCUGCAUAAGAGUAUCUGAGAAAAAAGAUAUUGCAAUAAAUAUUGAUGAAGAUAGAGCAACGUCAGCCUUUGAAGAGCACAGCAAUCAUGUUGUCCAAGGAUCUAAAAUAACAUCAAUAGAUCAAAAAGAAUCGGUUUCCAUUUCGACUCGCUUUACAGCUUUAAUUAAUGCAACAUUAGGAAUCGCCAGCACUGCAACAGAUGAAGCAAAAUUAAAAGGUAUUAAAAAGUUAGAUGAAUUAAUGAAGAUCUUACAACAUGGCCAGAUUGAUACUACAAGUUCCUCUGGCCCUCAUUUUUCAAAUUUAACUUACUUGCCCAGCCACAAAAAUAUUGAUCAACAACGUUUCCACUCUACAAAAAAGAAACAAACGUCAAAUAGCAGGCUAACAAAACCAACUGAAAUGCAAAAAAUAUCAAUUAUGAGUACAAUGAAUAGUGAAGGGCAAUCAAACGAAGUUGUACAUACCGACUUUGAUCAUGUUUAUUAUAAUGCCUCUUCGAAACCACAAUAA
This is a messenger RNA of Acyrthosiphon pisum (pea aphid), 2205 nucleotides long. RefSeq lists its product as uncharacterized. Gene Ontology annotation, molecular function: zinc ion binding. Lineage: Eukaryota; Metazoa; Arthropoda; Insecta; Hemiptera; Aphididae. The transcript has 2 exons. Bases 1 to 2205 code for a protein of 734 amino acids. The record is from RefSeq and is a predicted model, not a curated record.